UCGUCUCUCUUCAUUUCUUUCUUUCUCACCUCCACCAUGCUCGUCGACGCUCCAUUAUCGCCAUCCCUCUCACUUACCGAGUACAAUACCGACCUUUCAGAAUACCUUAACACGGAUCUCUUCGGACCCAGCAUAGAGGGCGAAUCGUCUUCGCCCUCGUCGAGCGCGUCAUCACCCCAGUCAGCAUCGCUGUUGACACCGCCGCAGGCCCCGCCGUCGCCAUCGUUCACCGACGUGUAUGACUCUCCGUCGACGGGCAGCGCCCUUUUCAACUUCCUCGAAGACGAGCUGAAGCUUGAUGUACAGCCAUCGACGUCGCCGUUCCAGUUCUUGUCGAGGUAUGAGGAGCAGCCGGAACCGAUGGGCAUCGACCCACAGCUGAUGGCGACGCCUGCGGAGGAACCAAUUCAGACGUUUAAGGAAGAGGAGAAGCCAUUACAGCAUGAGCCACAGCCUGUGCCCAAGCAGGAGAAGCUCACGUUGACCAUUACUCCCUUCAAGGCUGGUGGUCACGGCCAAUCGCGGAAGGGGACUGUAGUGAACGGUGGCGUUGUCAAAAGGUCCGUAGCUGCUCCGACACAGGCUACAGCCCCCGUCGUUGUGCCCAAAGAGAAGGAAAACAUCGACGACGAUGACGACCUCCCCGCUGAUUGGCGUCCCCCCCCAGAGGUCUUCGCAAAGAUGUCGAGCAAGGAAAAGCGCCAGCUCCGCAACAAGAUCAGUGCACGCAAUUUUCGUGUGCGAAGGAAGGAGUAUAUAUCGACCCUUGAGCUCGAUAUUGCGGAGCGGGACCGUCUGCUGCAGUCUAUUAGGGACGAGCUUGGCUCCACUCAGUCGGAAAACGUGGCUCUGCGUCAGGAGAUUGCGGCUUUGAAGAAGGCUCUGCUAGAAGGUCGUUCGAAUAUGGAGCUGACUACGGAGGAUAUCCCUGUGCUCAACCUACCCCCUCCAGGCCCUAUACCGACUGCAACCCCUGCAGCAACAGUCUCCCAUGCUACAUCACCAUCACCAUCCCUCAUCACUGCCAACACGCAGAAGGAUGUUGCAUCACCACGCUCCGGGAGCUUCUGGGGUGGCGCAUCUAGAAUGGGUAGUGGCAUCACUCCCGUGCACACGGUACUUAUUCCCGAGAUAGCUUGGACCAAGUCUGAAAAUAUCAAUCCCGCUCUCAAUGCAGAGAAACGCGUUAAGUCGCCUGUCACUUCCGGUUUCGAUGGAUUUACAGACAGCCACCUCUUCACGAUGAAGAAUCUCGACAUGUACCGCAUGCACUUGUGGUCAAAGAUGGCCUCACAGCAAAUGUCCCAACAGCAGCCCCAGUACCCGCCAUCGCCACCAUUAUCAGCACCUUCUUCGCCUCGGACCCCGAGCAAUCCAUUGUUUUCACCAUCUCCGUUCACCAACCCUUCGCUUCCGUCGUAUUCCACGCCGCUCCACGGCCUCGCCUCGUUCAUGGGCCCCAAAUACUUCCAGACGUCGCACAAGGCGAAUCUCCCUUCGCCACCCUCGUCCCCGCCAAUGAUGAGCAAGACUCUCAGCAAGGUGUUGUCAGGCAAACACGCGACUUUAUCCCAGGGAGGGUUUGGAAGGAAGAGUUCUGCGCCGGCUCCGCCGAUGAAGGAUCAGGAACAGGCCUUCGUUGCUGCGCUUGCUGGACAGACCCUGUUGAAGCGUCUUGGUGGCGCGUUCUGGGAUGCGUUUUCUGGGUCCGAGUCAUCGUCAAAGAUGAGGAAGAUCGACACGGAUAAGGUGAGGAGAGUCUUAGAAGGCAAGGCGGUGGUGCAAAUCGUGGAUGUGGAUGUUGAAUAUCGGAAGGAGGUGGGAACGAUGGGACGCAAGAUAGCGGAGAACUGCAAGGAUUCGUGCUCGGUCACGGCCAUUCUGGAAGAGAGUAUGAGGAGUUUGACGUUGGGAAAGAAGUAAAGCCCCCUGCCCUGUUAUAUAACUAACCCCAUCUCAGCAUAGCAUAGCAUCGUUCUUCUCUCGUUCGUAUUUACCAUUACCUAGAAUUCUUCACUCAAAAAAAUGGUCAUAAUAGUGAAAAAUAUA
This is a messenger RNA of Guyanagaster necrorhizus, 2049 nucleotides long. RefSeq lists its product as uncharacterized. The record is from RefSeq and is a predicted model, not a curated record. The transcript is spliced from 4 exons. NCBI's taxonomy places the organism in Eukaryota, Fungi, Basidiomycota, Agaricomycetes, Agaricales, Physalacriaceae. Bases 37 to 1923 code for a protein of 628 amino acids. Gene Ontology annotation, biological process: regulation of DNA-templated transcription. Gene Ontology annotation, molecular function: DNA-binding transcription factor activity.